AUGUCUGUAUCACGCACAGCUGGAGCGCUCGCCCGUUCCUCAAACUCCACAUACUUACGAUUCGCCGCUCCAUCAUCAACUCCCCGCCGAUGUUCGCAAUGUCUCCGCAGCUUCUCCUCAUCGAUACAGUACCGCCAGUCGUCGAAGCGACAGAUGCAGACUGCGACGGCGUAUCAUCCUGCGUCGUUAUUCCCCGAGCCGCCACCACGUAACGCCCGUGUGCCAGAUACUUCAAUAGCCGGAGGCGUACCCGAGGCAAAUCAGUCAAUUCCCUCACGAUUGUCUCAUCAGGACCGCAGUGCUGCUACCCAUCAAGAGCAGCCAUUAGUCAGCAUACCAGAAGGCGAGGCGCAAAAGCCACAGCCAGCAGCUGCUCCCAACAAGUCUCUCCGACCGCGACGCUACAAUUUCGGGCCCCGAAAAGCGACGAUCAAGCUCUCACCAUCCGCCGUAGCACAUCUACGAGAGCUCCUCGAACUCCCCGAACCAAAGCUUAUACGGAUAGGCACAAGGGCGAAGGGCUGUUCGGGGUUGGCAUACCAUUUAGAAUACGUGGAUAAGCCGUCCAUGCUCGAUGAGCAGGUUGAGCAGGAUGGUGUCAAGGUUUUGAUUGACAACAAGGCGCUGCUGAAUAUCAUUGGGAGUGAGAUGGAUUGGCUUGAAGACAAGCUGAACCAGAGGUUUAUUUUCAAGAACCCGAAUAUCACGGAACAAUGCGGCUGUGGAGAAUCUUUCAGCGUAUCAUGA
Cucurbitaria berberidis CBS 394.84 is the source of this 747-nucleotide messenger RNA. RefSeq lists its product as uncharacterized. The record is from RefSeq and is a predicted model, not a curated record. Gene Ontology annotation, biological process: iron-sulfur cluster assembly. Bases 1 to 747 code for a protein of 248 amino acids. Gene Ontology annotation, molecular function: 2 iron, 2 sulfur cluster binding. Lineage: Eukaryota; Fungi; Ascomycota; Dothideomycetes; Pleosporales; Cucurbitariaceae. Gene Ontology annotation, cellular component: cytoplasm; mitochondrion. The transcript has 2 exons.